AUGGCCGGCACGCCCGCCGCCACAGACUCCGCCACCGUGCCGAUGCUCCUGCCGCUCGACGACGACGCCGCCGCGGCGGCGGGCCGCGGGUGCUGGGAGGACGGCGCCAUCUCGCUGGGGCUGGUGGGCGUGCAGCUGGCUGGCGCGGCGUACAUGGUGGUGGUGACGCCCGUGCUGGCGCUGGGGCUGGACCCGCUCUUCCUCGUCGCCUUCGGCAGCCUCUGCACCGCGGUCCUCACCAUCCCCUUCGCCGUCAAGCUCGAGAGGAAGAAAUGGCCGUCGGAGCUGACAAGCCGGUUGCUUUUCCAGUUCAUCGUGCUGGCUCUGGGAGGGGUGACAGGAUUCCAGGCCCUGCUGCUGCAGGGCAUGAAGAUGACGUCCCCGGCCAUCGCCUCCGCCAUGCCCAACCUCACCCCCGGCUUCAUCUUCAUCAUCUCCGGCUGCCUCGGGUUCGAGAGGGUUGAUCUCAAGUGCCCCUACACGAGGGCCAAGAUCCUCGGCACCGUGGUCUGCCUGGGUGGCGCCAUCGCCAUGAGCGUCCUGCAGAGCCCGGACGCCCCGCCGGGGCACGUCAUGCCGCGGCCGGCGGAGCGCGCCGCCGCCGCGAGCUGGGUGGCGGGCUGCCUGUUCCUCCUCGGUGCGGUGCUCGUGCUCUCCGGCACGAUCGUCAUGCAGGCGGCGACCAUGCUCCACUUCCCGGCGCCGUUCACGCUCUGUUCCGUGACGUCGCUGAUCGGCGCGGCGCUGACGGCGGCGUUCCAGGUGGCCACGGCGGGGCAGUUCACCCCCGGGACGCCCCAGAUCAGCCUCCAGAUCGUUCUCUCCCUCGUGUUCGUGGGCGGGGUGGUGAGCUCGGCGUGCAUCAUGUUCCAGACGUGGGCGCUGGAGAAGAAAGGCCCCGUGAUGGUCUCCAUGUUCAGCCCCACGCAGACCGUCGGCACCGCCAUCUUCUCCGUGCUCUUCCUCGGGCGGGCCAUGCAUCUAGGAAGCAUAUUGGGUAUGGUUUUCCUCUUCUCCGGGCUGUAUGCGGUGCUGUGGGCAAAGAAGAAAGAAGGGCAGGUUCUUGCUGCAGAAAGGAAGGAAAGGGAUAGAACGGUGAACAGCGACAUGGAGAAGCCGCUGCUGUUCUGA
Setaria italica (foxtail millet) is the source of this 1131-nucleotide messenger RNA. RefSeq names its product WAT1-related protein At5g47470. Gene Ontology annotation, cellular component: plasma membrane. Bases 1 to 1131 code for a protein of 376 amino acids. NCBI's taxonomy places the organism in Eukaryota, Viridiplantae, Streptophyta, Magnoliopsida, Poales, Poaceae. The transcript has 6 exons. Gene Ontology annotation, molecular function: transmembrane transporter activity. The record is from RefSeq and is a predicted model, not a curated record.